Molecule: messenger RNA, 114 nt
Organism: Glycine soja
Lineage: Eukaryota; Viridiplantae; Streptophyta; Magnoliopsida; Fabales; Fabaceae
Product: dolichyl-diphosphooligosaccharide--protein glycosyltransferase subunit 4A-like
Exons: 1
Coding region: 1-114 (37 amino acids)
Source: RefSeq, a predicted model, not a curated record
AUGAUUGAUGAUGAAGCCUUGGGAGUCAUUGCCAACAUUCUUAGCAUCUUCAUUUUUGCUUUGGUUAUAGCUUAUCACCUAGUCACUGCGGACCCCAAAUAUAAAGUCAUCUAA